Messenger RNA from Aspergillus alliaceus, 2095 nucleotides. RefSeq names its product phosphatidylinositol-3-phosphate-binding protein BEM1. The record is from RefSeq and is a predicted model, not a curated record. The coding region runs from base 238 to 1953 and encodes 571 amino acids. The transcript is spliced from 3 exons. Lineage: Eukaryota; Fungi; Ascomycota; Eurotiomycetes; Eurotiales; Aspergillaceae. Gene Ontology annotation, cellular component: mating projection tip. Gene Ontology annotation, biological process: conjugation with cellular fusion. Gene Ontology annotation, molecular function: protein binding; phosphatidylinositol binding.
UCUGUCCUUCCUUUAGUGGCGCAGAUUGGGUUUUGAUAUUGUUCUUGCGAUCUUUUCAACCUUGCUAUUUUUGAAGUACUACUCUAUUCAGUUCGAGGACCUGCUUUUGUCUUUAUCUUUGUAACAAUUUUAUUUUAUUCCAAUUUUUUGUUAUAUCCAGUUUUGGGUGGAGGAGAAAGGCAGGCAGAGAGAGAGAGUCCCAAGUCCUGUUCGGAAAUACUAGAUGGUCCGUUGAGAAUGAAGGUCAUCAAAGCUCUUUACGACUACCAACCAGAUCCCGGGAACACGCAGGAAUUGGCCUUCAGCAAGGGAGACUUUUUUCACGUUAUCAGCAGGGAGGACGACUUGGAUUGGUACGAAGCCUGCAAUCCCCUCAUCCCUACUGCGAGGGGGCUGGUACCCGUGUCGUUCUUCGAGGUCAUUGGCAAGAACGAAAGAGACAGCGCCGGCUCCGCCGAACUUCAUAAGAAGAAGGAAUCCCACGACUCCGGUUUCUCCGAUCGUGCCCCUGCCGCUUUCCCCGAUUUCUCCAACGGUUCGCCCAAACACAACCCGCCUCCCGUCGCCUUUCCCAGAAUGUCGACCUUGGGCAAGGGCUCAAGUCCCAUGGUCUACGGCGUCGUCCAGUAUGACUUCCAGGCCGAGCGCCCGGACGAAUUAGAUGCCAAAGCCGGCGAGGCCAUCAUCGUCAUCGCCCAGUCUAACCCGGAAUGGUUUGUCGCGAAGCCCAUUGGUCGCCUGGGCGGUCCCGGUCUCAUCCCCGUUUCCUUCAUCGAGCUGAAAGACAUGCAGUCGGGUCAAACCGUGACCGAUCCCCUGGAGGCCGUGCGACGCGCCGGGGUACCCAAGGUGGAGGAAUGGAAGAAGAUGACCGCUGAGUACAAGAACAGCAGCAUCACCCUGGGCAAGAUCGACUCGACGGCUGCAGCAGCGGCAGCAUCGUCGAAUAAUGUGCAAUCCGUGACUUCCAGCAUGGACAAGAUGUCUAUGAGUCACCAGAGCGUGGCUCAUUUGAGCCAGAACGGCAAUUCCUAUGGCUACCACCAUCGCAAUGCCAGCAAGGGUUCUCUCGCACAACACAUGUCGCACCAGUCGAUGCAUAGUUAUCAUCAGCCCUUGGUGGCCCCCGUCGCGGCGUCGAUUCCUCGCUACUGCUUCGAUAACGAUAAAUACUGGUACAUCAUCGAGGCCAAGAUGGAAGACGGUCGCUGCUGGGAACUCUCUCGAUACUACCAUGACUUUUAUGACUUUCAAAUCGCCCUCCUCACCCAGUUUGAAGAAGAGGCGGGGAACCGCGGCAAGCCACGAACCUUACCUUUCAUGCCUGGCCCGGUCACGCACGUUACCGAUGCCAUCUCCAACGGUCGCCGCCAGAACCUGGACGAGUACAUCAAAAAACUUCUGGCUAUGCCACCCCACAUCUCCCGCUGCCAGCUUGUCCGAGACCUGUUCGCACCUCGCCCGGGCGAUUUCGAGAUUGACCCGAGCGCGUUCGGCGAGGAUGUGCGGUUCUCCGGGGGAUCGCACCAUUCCUCUGGACAUGAAAUCCCGCGCAGCGCAUCUCGCCAGUCCUCGCAGGCCCAGAUGAAUCCCCCUCAUGACCGCAGCUCGCAUCAGCGCGCCCAACCGUCAGUCUCGCACAGCAACGGUGUGCCUCCGCCCAUGAACCGGCAGCCCAGCUCUCUGACACAGGUCUCGACCACCUCCAGCAGUGGCGCUUUGAAAAUCAAGGUGUCCUUCCAAGGCGAUCUCAUCGCGAUUCGCGUCCCGAGCGACAUCAGUUUCCAGCAAUUGCGGGAGAAGCUGAUGGAUCGCCUGAAGAUCAACGGCAAAAUUGCGGUGCAAUACAAGGAUGAGCCGUCAGGCACGUGCGUCGACCUGGUCGGCGACAGUGAUCUCGACACGGCUAUCCAACGCAAUUCCAAACUUACGCUCCUCGUGGAGCUCGUAUGAAGGAGUUCCUUCUCCGCAUCUACAUAGAAUCAUGAUUCCCAUGGGCAUAUUGCGAUAGAUUUCUUGUCUUUUUGUUGAUCGUCUUCCCUGACAUUUCUCUUUUGUUUCUUUUUUCUUCCUUUCGAUCUCCCCCAGCUCUCCU